This is a messenger RNA of Mytilus trossulus (common blue mussel), 659 nucleotides long. RefSeq names its product cytochrome c oxidase assembly factor 8-like. Gene Ontology annotation, cellular component: mitochondrion. The record is from RefSeq and is a predicted model, not a curated record. Lineage: Eukaryota; Metazoa; Mollusca; Bivalvia; Mytilida; Mytilidae. Gene Ontology annotation, biological process: intrinsic apoptotic signaling pathway. The transcript has a single exon. Bases 95 to 640 code for a protein of 181 amino acids.
GAUAAUUACAGUCGCUUUGUAAACUUCCGGUAAAGUAAAAAAAUCAGGUUGAAAACGUGAGCAGGUUAUAAAACAACUGCAAAAUAGAAUAUAUAUGAAUAAUCUAGCGAAAAACUUCAGAUCAUGGCAAAGUUAUUGCUACAGCAGGUAUAUUUCUAUGUCAAACGUAAGAAAGGAUAAACAAAAGUUCAAAUCAAAACCACCUGCAAAGUUAGAACGAGAUUGGGUAGGACCACCAGAGAAAGAUUCUAACAUGAGACAAAUACAAUUUUACAUACCAGAAAGUGAAACAGCAUUACAGAAGAAGUUCCGAAUGUUACGGCAAGAUACUCUUGACUUUAACAAUAAAUUUUGGACGAAACAUAAUGACGAUUUCUUUCGUGAAAAAGAAUUAUUUGUGAAAACAAAACUUGCAGAGAAAAAAGUAGAGUCUGACAUUACAGAUAAAGAUGUACCGUCAAAGUUAACGCCAGAGGAGAUGUCUAUGUUUUAUCGACAAUUUCUAAAUGAAAACUUUCGUAAGAAUGUGAAGUACAACGGAGAAUGGUACAGAAGAAACUUUUCAUUAUUUGCUUUAUCGUUGAGAGUUUUCAUCGAAAGACUGAAACUUGAAUUACUGAAUAAAGUUAAAAAAGGAUGACGUAGCUUAAGAAACUAUA